Messenger RNA from Oncorhynchus gorbuscha (pink salmon), 5726 nucleotides. It is a transcript of the gene lnx2b, whose product is annotated as ligand of numb-protein X 2b. Gene Ontology annotation, molecular function: protein binding; metal ion binding; ubiquitin-protein transferase activity. The transcript is spliced from 11 exons. The record is from RefSeq and is a predicted model, not a curated record. NCBI's taxonomy places the organism in Eukaryota, Metazoa, Chordata, Actinopteri, Salmoniformes, Salmonidae. Bases 986 to 3058 code for a protein of 690 amino acids.
GGGCCGAAUACUUUCGCAAGGCACUGUAUACCAUGAGUUAUUUCUUCCCAAGCAGUUUUCUCCCUAGUUAUUUCCUCCAGGCAUUAGAAACCAUUGAUUUUAAAAUAUGUUUUAAUGUAUUUUUCAUUAUGAUAUUUAACAUUGAUUAAUAUGAUUUAAACAUUGAAGCACAAUGGAACAUUUAAAUGGGUUAUACAUGAGAACGUGUCCUUUUAGGAGAUGAGUAGUUGAACAUACUUAAUAAAGUUAUCCUCUGAAAGAAGGUACCUUCUGUCAGAGGAUAACUAUAUUAAGUAUGUUCAACUGCUCAUCUCCUAAAAGGACAAUAAUUCAGGGUCCCUGCCUGCCUGGCUCCUCAGCAGCCCACGGCCUCUAAUAACCACCCAUGCUACAUCCCCAAAGAAACUCGAUAGACCCUUUCAUUCCCUAUCUCUAAGCUACAUUCUCUGUCCAGCUCUCUCCUAUUAAACAUUUAUAGACUGUGUGCUUUUUAUGCUAUGGCAAAUAUGCAUACCAAAGAUUAGGAGGAAUUGUAUUUAGGCUAAUCUCUGUUUCGCCCAGGCAAGUCUAAACAUGCAUGUGUUGAUAAGGAGGCAUUCCGUCUACUCCAGUCAAGUGGGUGGAGUUUGUUUUAUUUUACACAGAAUUCCAAUUAUGGGACACACUUGACUUCAUCAUCCAUCUUCUGAAGUAAUCUCAGGAUCCGUGACGCUUAUCCAUUACAAGACGAAGGAUCACUUGAGUAACGAGAAAGGCGGUGAGACAGUGGGCCGUCCUGUUUGACCUCCAUAAAUCUAGGAUGAAGACGUGAGGUGGAGAUGACACGCGGUGGAUCAGGGUUUCAACUUCACCUUCACUUUGGGAUGUUUGCCCCACUUAUGAAAUAAACUAAGCAUAUCCUUUCAGGGAAACGAGGGCACAGAGGAAGUAGGACAGUGGAACAUUGGAAGUUGGACUUGCUAGCUAGGUACUCCAGCCUGUGGCCAUGACGGAGCCUAUGGUCCCCAGUAGCAGCAGCAGUGCUGGCCUAACAUGGGCAAAGAUGUGCAAGGAGUGUGGCCAGCAGCACGAGGGAGGCCAGGAGAACCACCUGUUUGAGUACCAGGAUGAGGUAGAUGACGAGCUGGUGUGCCACAUCUGUCUGCAGCCCCUGCUGCAGCCCAUGGACACGCCGUGCGGACACACCUACUGCUUCCAGUGCCUCAGCAGCUUCCUGAAGGAGCAGGACUUUUGUCCCGUGGACCGCCAGCAGCUGCAGCUGUACCAUUGCCGCCCCUCCAGCCUGCUGGUCAGGAACCUGCUGGACAAGCUGACUGUGCUCUGUCCACACCAAGCUGAGUGCCAGCAGCAGAUGCAGCGCUGCGAGCUGCAGCCCCACUUGCACAACAGAUGUCCUGUUUUCAAAAGGCUGAGGGAGGAGGCAGAGAGGAGGAAGAGACCCCCCUGGAAUGAGCUAAAGGGGAACAGGGGGGAGGGGGAGUCAGGCGCUGAUACCAAACAUACCCGUACUGCCACCCGGGACACCCAGCCCGAGCCUGGCCUCAUCAACCCUGCCUUCGAAGAGAGCGAGGAUGAGACCUCCAUGCGGUCCAGCCUGGUGGCCGAGGCCAACGUGGUGGAGAUGAAUCGGGAGGAGCAGGAGUUGGGCCUGCGUAUCGUGGGAGGAAAGGACACGCCCCUGGGCAACAUAGUCAUCCAGGAGAUCAUCCGUGACUCACUGGCGGCCCGCGAUGGCAGGCUGGCCCCGGGGGACCACAUUCUGGAGGUGAAUGACGUCAGCCUGGCGUCUAUCCCACACGGCCGGGCCAUCUCCGUGCUGCGGCGGCCAUGCCCUCUGCUCAGACUCAUCGUCAUGCAGGAGAAGGGCUUCAACCCCCGUCUCCUGCAACGCCCUGGCCUCGAGCACCACACUCCCUCCUCCACCAUCAUGGCCACCGCCUCCCCUCCCUCUCACAGUCCCCACGGCACCGCCCACAACCAGGGUACGGUGAUCCAGGUGACGCUGGUAAAGAGGGAUCGCUCGGAGCCGCUGGGCAUCAAGCUGAUCCGCAAGUCGGACGAGACGGGGGUCUUCAUUUUGGACCUGUUGGCAGGGGGGCUGGCGGCCAAGGACGGGAAAUUAUGCAACAAUGACAAGGUGAUGGCCAUCAACGGGCAGGACCUGAGACACGGCACCCCAGAGAACGCAGCACAGAUCAUACAGGCCAGUGAGGUGCGGGUGAACUUUGUGGUGAUGAGGCAGCCAGAGGCCCAGGAGGAGGGGGGCAGUGGGGGAGAGGGGCAGGGCCGAGUGGCUAGGAGGGCUCCAGAACCCCAGUACUUCAGACGCCCCUCCACCUACAUGAAGGAUCCACCAGGGGGCUUCUGCAGUCAGGAGAAGAUGGUGAGUCUGAAGAAGGAGCCAAGACUCUCCCUGGGCAUCACCAUCGCUGGGGGGAGGGACUGCCGCAGCCGACUGCCCGUCUACAUCACCAGUGUCCAGCCUGUCGGCUGCCUGCACCGAGACGGCACUAUCAAAAAAGGGGAUGUCUUGCUGAGCAUCAACGGCGUGGAUCUGACCCAGCUGACUUACAAUGAGGCGGUGUCGGUGCUGAAGGCCCAAACGGCUCAGGCCCAGGUGGUCCUCAGGGUCAUCCAGACCAUCUCAGAAGACCCAGAGGAUGAGGGGGAGGCCGCCAAGGAGGCUAUGGAGUCUGUGGAAAAUCCAAGGGAGGAUGAUGUCAACUGGGCCCCGUUGUGGACCCGCUGGCUGGGGCUUCCCGGUCACAUGCACUGGUGCCGUGACAUCGUGUUGCUGAAGACCAAUCAGGAGAGCUGGGGCUUCAGCAUUGUGGGUGGCUUCGAGGAGAGUCACGGACAGCAGCCGUUCUUCAUCAAGACCAUUGUGCCUGGUACACCCGCCUACCUCGACGGACGCCUCAAGUGUGGUGAUGAGAUUGUAGCUGUGAACGGAGCCACCACGGUGGGCAUGAACAACUCGUCCCUCAUCCCCAUGCUCAAGCUGCAGAAGAAUAAAGUCACACUGACUGUGGUGUCCUGGCCGGGGAGCCUGGUGUAGACACGCAUGUGUAUGCACACGAAGAUACAGACGCACACCCUGCCUUCCUCAGCUCCUGUCUCCACUGAGCCUCUUGUCUCUGCACAUACCACCCUAGAAUCUCAUUGGUGACAUUCUUGGAAAGAUGGUUACUUUUCCGAUUGAUUAAUUUCACUAGGUAAUCUCUUCUGAUGUGGAUUGUAAUCUAGUUUAAUUUGCACAUUAACCUAGCUGACUAGUGUGACUGACUUCCACAUUUUAGUUGUUUCACUGCUUUGGUUGUUGUUUUUGUUGUUACUCAAAAGGGCAGUUGAUUCUCUGGCUGAACAAAUCUGGCUUAUCAGGGUGAAGGAUGAAUUGACAAUCAAAAAUUGGAACCCUUAAUGGUGGAAACAGCCACAUCUAUUUAUAUAUAUAUAUAUAUAUAUAUAUCACACUCACCGGCCAGUUUAUUAGGUACACCCCGUUCACAAAUUGAUCCCUCCUACAGACAGUGAGUCAUGUAGCUGUGGUGUGCUAUAUAAAGCAGGCAAACAGAUUUUGAGACAUUCAGUUACUGUUCGAUUGAACGUUAGAAUGGGCAAAAAUAGUGACAUUUGAGCGUGGUAUGAUCUUUGGUGCCAGGCACGCCAGAUCCAGUAUCUCAGAAAAGGCCGCCCUCCUGGGCUUUUCACGCAUGACGAUGUCUAGGGUUUACCAAGAAUGGUGCGACAAACAAAAAACAUCCAAUCAGCGGCAGUCCUGUGGGAGAAAACAGCUCGUUGAUGAGAGGUCGAAGGAUAAUGGCAAGAAUCGUGCAAGCUAACAGGCGGGCCACAAACGAGCAAAAAUAAUGCCGCAGAGCAGCAUCUCGGAAUGCACAACUCGUCUAUCCACAGACUCCAACAUGACAGCGAGUUCAGUUUACUUGAGUGGCCUGCACAGUCCCCACAGACCUCAACCCAAUAGAUCAUCUCUGGGAUUAGAUGGAACGGCCUGUUCGCAGCAUGCAUGUACCUCCGUCCAAUCUGCAGCAACUGCAUGAUUCCAUCGCGUCAGCAUGUACCAACAUCCCUGUGGAAUUUUUCCAACACCUUGUAGAAUACCCAAAGAAUUCAGGCUGUUCUGGAGGCAAAGGGGAAUCCGACCUGGUACAAGAUGGGUGUACCAAAUAUACACACACAGAGGUCGGUUUAUCUGCGAUAUUACAACUAAGAAGUUUCUGAAAACAAACACUUUUUUUCCCCCUGGUACAUCAUUACAUGCUCGAUAGAAUCGCACAAUAUGUAUGUACUGCAAUAUUUUUUUACAUGCUGUGCGACGUGCCUCAGUUUGGCAACAAUAACAGCGGUGGUAGGGUGGCCAGUGGCGCUGUUUCCCCCUACUGCGGAUUCCAUCUUUAAAUGUAAACUGGAAGGAUCUUUACUGUUUUGGAAUUAUUGUUUUUACCUUGUCUUGAACACUUUAAACAUUUGUUUUUAGCAGGUUUUGCUUACUUGUUCACAAUACCCAUUUGCCCCCCCCCCCAUAUGUUAAUGGUGAUUUUAAUUAUUCAAUGCUGGGAUAUAUUUGUAGAUUUCAAAUUCCAUGGAGGGGGGUGGCAUAUUUUAGGCUAUGAAACAUAUCCUCAUAAUUCCACAGUUAAUUAAGAUGUAUUUAAUAUACCUAAUCAAUUAGGAAAGGGUGACUGUUGACUAAGUCACCUGUACCCAUCCUCUCCAACACCUGCCUUUUUAUUUUUGUACAUUUAGAUUUGAACAGAUACUGUGUUUUAUCCAUAUAUAUACAAGGAUGUUAUUAUAGUGGCUUCUGGUAUUUAUGAAUGAUUUAUUUCCUAUACAACUGCACUGUAAAAAUCUCUUACAUUCGGUAUGAGGCAAUGCACAAUAAUGUAUUUGAUUACUGUGGGUGCCUUGUACAUGUUGAAGGACAAAAGUUCAAACACUUGCCUUAAUUGCCACAACCAAAUAUUAUUGUUUUUUUCUUAAAGCUCCCACCUCAUUUUCUUACCAAUGACUAAGUGGAGGGAUGAUCUGUUCAUUGUUAUUUAGUUCAAAUGUUCACAGGAAGAGCCAGGAGGAGAUCAGAGCGGCUGGCCUUAGUUGGAGCUUUAGAUUGACUUCCACUGUUCUUUUCAAGGUGUCGUAAAACACUACAGGCCUUUCAUUAAACCCUGUGAAUGUGAUGGAAGCCCUCAGUAUAGUUUAAUAUUUGAGAAAUGUAGGCAUUUUAUCCUGUGUAAUGGCUCAUCCCUGGGUUUCAUAAUGUUCUAAAACCUCAAUGUCUUUUGUAUUUUAUACAUAAUAUUUACAAAGCACUUAAAGCUUCUCAGAUUGUAUUGAAUGGCUUUUAAAGUACAGCACUUAAAAAAACAAGUAUAUUUCUCCAUGGCUGUUUCCACAGGCUCUGGGGCCUAGUGCCUCUCAAUGGGCCUUGCUUUACUUUUGGUACCCUGGCCUCUGGCUGUCCUGUGGCUGGGGGGGUAUCAGUCAUCUGGAGGGGGAAGUGGGCCAGGCGUGUCGCCACGAGAGCUUUAGGAGGAAUGUAAAUCAGGACGGUGGAGUCGCAGAGGACAGCUUCAAAUCAUCCCUGGUUUUCCAGCAAGGGUCAAGGCCUCAAUUUCAGCUCAGUGAAAGAUAUAAGGGAUGAAAUGGUUGGUUAGAAACAGUUAUGUUAGUAUCUAUAUUGAUCAAUAAAAAGCUUAUACAUA